This is a messenger RNA of Corticium candelabrum, 524 nucleotides long. RefSeq names its product small ribosomal subunit protein uS10-like. The coding region runs from base 86 to 445 and encodes 119 amino acids. The record is from RefSeq and is a predicted model, not a curated record. Gene Ontology annotation, molecular function: structural constituent of ribosome. NCBI's taxonomy places the organism in Eukaryota, Metazoa, Porifera, Homoscleromorpha, Homosclerophorida, Plakinidae. Gene Ontology annotation, cellular component: ribosome; cytosolic small ribosomal subunit. The transcript is spliced from 4 exons. Gene Ontology annotation, biological process: translation.
CUCGCGCUACUGUCACAAUAUCCCGUAUAAUUGUCUGGCUCACCGCUGUUCUGUUCUCUGAAUAAGUCGGCCAGAAGUUUAUCGAAUGGCAGCUCAACCGUACAAAGACACAAAAGGUGCUCCCGAAGAGGCGCAAAUACACAGGAUCAGGAUUACACUCACCAGCAAGAAUGUGAAGAGUCUGGAGAAAGUGUGUUCUGAUCUCAUUCGUGGAGCGAAAGAGAAGCAGCUGAAGGUAAAGGGUCCUGUUCGAAUGCCGACAAAGUAUCUCCGCAUCACGUGUCGCAAGACACCUUGUGGUGAGGGAUCGAAAACGUGGGAUCACUAUCAAAUGAGGAUACACAAACGCAUCAUCGAUCUUCACAGUCCGUCCGAGAUUGUCAGGCAGAUCACAUCCAUCAGUAUCGAGCCGGGUGUCGAGGUGGAAGUAACGAUAGCUGAGUAAUGUGACCAGACUUGUAGUUUGUUGUAAGAUCAUUCAGCUGUCGGAAAGUGUGACCGUUAAUACAUCUUGUUGCUCCUGA